GGUUUGCUUCUCUUUUGUUACGUAUAAAACUCGUCGUCUCACUUUCUUCGACGCUCGUUGUUUUUGGCAUUUUGCUCGUUCAGUGCAACAGAAGAGAAAAAAAUAUCAAGCAAGAGAAAAUGGAGCAAACCUUCAUCAUGAUCAAGCCCGAUGGUGUCCAGAGAGGACUCGUUGGUGAGAUUAUUUCAAGAUUUGAGAAGAAGGGCUUCACUCUCAAAGGUUUGAAACUAUUGACCGUUGAGCAGUCUUUUGCUGAGAAGCACUAUGAGGACCUGGCCACAAAGCCAUUCUUUUCUGGUCUUGUCGAGUAUAUUAUUUCUGGCCCUGUUGUUGCUAUGAUCUGGGAGGGCAAAGGUGUUGUUGCCACUGGCCGGAAGAUAAUUGGAGCCACAAAUCCUGCAGCUUCUGAACCUGGAACUAUCCGCGGUGAUUUUGCUAUUCAUGUUGGAAGGAAUGUUAUUCAUGGAAGCGACUCAGUUGAGAGUGCGACUAAGGAAAUUGGACUGUGGUUUCCAGAAGGCCCAACUAACUGGCAGAGCAGUCUUCACCAAUGGAUCUAUGAGUGAACUUUUGUCAGUCGGGAAGUUGUUUGCCACCAGCCAUUCUAAUUAUCUUGCUUCUCAUGUUUGCUCCUGAAGGCUGUGGCUCCUUUGCUUUGUUUACUUGCUUAAGUUGUUGUGCCUAUCAGCAUUUUUGUCAAGCUAUGCUGCUACUUGAGGUAUCUUCAUCGGUAACAGUUGAAUUGAGUUGAUGCUGAGUUAUAUUUAUAUGAAGUGAAUUUUGAAAGAACAAA
This is a messenger RNA of Populus nigra (black poplar), 793 nucleotides long. RefSeq names its product nucleoside diphosphate kinase 1-like. NCBI's taxonomy places the organism in Eukaryota, Viridiplantae, Streptophyta, Magnoliopsida, Malpighiales, Salicaceae. Gene Ontology annotation, molecular function: nucleoside diphosphate kinase activity. The transcript has 4 exons. The record is from RefSeq and is a predicted model, not a curated record. Gene Ontology annotation, biological process: UTP biosynthetic process; CTP biosynthetic process; GTP biosynthetic process. The coding region runs from base 120 to 566 and encodes 148 amino acids.